AUGAAUGGCGCGCACCGAUCAGUCACCUUCACGGCCGCCCUAUUGAUGCGGCUCUGCGACAAGCCUGCGAGCGAGGUCAUGAAUUGCAUCUCCAGCUGCCACAACAUCGUGGACCAAAAACUCCUGGCCACCGAAACACCACGGGCGGGUGUGCAGCAUGCCGAGCGAACCACCGAGACCGUCGUGGAGAUGAACAAUGGCUGCAUCUGCUGCACCCUCCGCGGGGACUUCAUCCAAGGCAUGCAGAAGGUGCUGAAGGAAGUCCAGGCCCGCGGUAGCCAUCUCGAUGGCGUGCUCAUCGAAACGACCGGCCUGGCUGACCCGUCGCCGAUCGCCUCCACCUUCUUUCUGGACAAAUUCAUGCAG
Molecule: messenger RNA, 366 nt
Organism: Symbiodinium natans
Lineage: Eukaryota; Dinophyceae; Suessiales; Symbiodiniaceae
Source: the annotation of a GenBank genome assembly